AUGCGUCUCUCGACGGCGCUCUCAUGUGCCUUUACAGCUCUGUUGGCGGUGCCUACCAUGGCUGCACCCUUUGCCAUCACACCCGGAGAUGCCAACCACGUCAUACUCACAGACGAUAACACUGUCAACACAACAGAAUCGAUACAGGCAAGCGCAGUUUCGGUCGCAGCAUCACGCCCUCCAGUCAACGUGUUCGCCACUGCAGACUCGGACUUUAUUGAACUAUCGUUCGUCAACAAGAUGGCAAGCUCGAAUGUCAAAGCCUAUGUCACUGGUAGAGAUAGCAACAACGCUCUCGUCAUGUUACAUCCUGAUGGUACUUGGUAUUAUCCUCCGGCAACAACAGCUACGACACCGCAGCCUGUUACAGAGGACGUUGCCAUUCCCCUUGGUGCACAGGGCUCGACUGUUAAUAUCUCGCUUCCUGGUUACAUCAGCGCUGGUCGCAUCUGGUUCGCCGACGGUAACCUGCAAUUCUUUACUGUCAACGCUGGCGGUCAAGUCGCCCUGGUUGAGCCUUCUGCAGUCAACCCUUCAGAUCCUUCAUCAGCUAUCAACUGGGGCUUCAUCGAGUUGACCUACCUCGAAUCUGCCAUCUACACCAACCUCAGUUACGUCGACUUUGUCGGUUUGCCCCUUGGACAGAAAUUGACCGCAUGUGAUGGCACUGUCUUGCAAGCACAGGGUGUGCACACCGAAGCCGUCGAAGAUAUCUGCGCCGACCUCGAACAGCAAACCUGUAUUGACGGAUACCCAUGGGCAGAUCUCUGUGCCGUAGACGCCAGCUCGAAUGCUCUGCGUGUGCUUGCUCCUUACGACUACAUCUCAUUAUACCCCAACGCCUUCUCCGACUACUGGACCUCAUACGUGAAUGACGUGUGGAGCCACUACAGCACCACACCCCUCACCAUCGACACCCAAGUCUCCGCCGGUCUCGUCAACUGCACAACCACAGGCGACUACCUCAACUGCGAUGGCGACAACAGAGCCUACGCCAAACCCUCCGCCGCUGACAUCUUUGGCUGCAACGGCGGCNCCUUUACCAUCAUCGGCAGCGACAAUGAUGUUCACCGUGCCGUGGUCCCUCGUCUUUGCGCUGCUUUCCACCGCUCUACACUUCUUCUUGCUGGCGGCAACAUUCAACCCAUGUCUGAUGUCUCGGGCUACUAUACUAAGAGCGGUAGAGCUGCCAACUGGUACAGCAAGUACGUGCACGAUUAUGAGGUUGAUGGCAAGGGCUAUGCGUUUGCAUACGACGAUGUCACUCCCACUGGUGGUGUUGAUAUGGCUGGUUUGCUGUCUGUUGCUCAGCCCUCGCAGCUGGAAGUUACUGUUGGAGGUGUUUGA
Molecule: messenger RNA, 1347 nt
Organism: Aureobasidium vineae
Lineage: Eukaryota; Fungi; Ascomycota; Dothideomycetes; Dothideales; Saccotheciaceae
Source: the annotation of a GenBank genome assembly